Molecule: messenger RNA, 1043 nt
Organism: Acanthoscelides obtectus
Lineage: Eukaryota; Metazoa; Arthropoda; Insecta; Coleoptera; Chrysomelidae
Source: the annotation of a GenBank genome assembly
GAGCCGAUUUGAGCACUGCUAUGUACCGCCAAUUCGAGCGUUCUCGGCUAAGCGGAUUCGAAGUCCUUCCAGUCUAGUUCGGCGUUCCAAUAAGUUAAAACACGUCAAGUGGUUUGGUUCUACAUAUUGUCACUUCAAAAAAUAAACAAAAAUUUGUGUUGAUGUUGAACUACUAAUUAGUUCUAUUCAGGAAAGACCUCCGUUGUGGGAUCAGUCCAAUAAGAAGUACAUGGAUAGGGAUGUUGCAAUAAAUCUAUGGAAGGAAGUAGCUGCUGAAUGCAACACAACAGAUAUUAUAGCAAAGGAAAAAUGGAAACAUUUGAGGGGGUGUUUUCGGAAUGAAUUAAAGAAAGAAUGCACACCAAAAUCUGGGGACGCCAAAGGCUCACCAUGCAAACCCCAAUGGAAAUGGUUCAAAAACAUGGAAUUUUUGCGAGGAACCCUAUCUUCUGGAAGUAUGGAAGGAAACUUGAAAAGUGACUCCUCGUAUUUCACUCAGGAAGAGUCUCAGCGUGAAACAGAGUCUAUUGAUGGAGGGGUGAUGAGUUGCCCACAAUCGCCAACUGAUGUCUCUAUAUCUUCUGCACCUUCUAGUUCUUUAAGGUCAAGUGUAGGUAGAAAACGCAAAGUAACUGCAGCAGAAGAAGGUGAAAGGCUGCACAUUGAGAAAGAAAAACUGGACAUCAUGAAAUCAAUGGCAAAAAAAGAAGACGAGAAAGAUACAACUUAUCAUUUUCUGAUGAGCCUCAAAGACCCCAUAAACAGACUCCCUAUAAAUUCACAAAUGUUGCUGAGAUACAAAAUUAUGGAAAUUGUAAUGAAAGAAAUUUAUAAAAACCAAAAACCCAAUAAAGCCAGUCUACAACCUAUAAAUUAUACUGACUACAUAUUACCAACGUCUACACUGACCAACCCAAGGGAUGCUUCAACUUUAUUUUCUCGCUUCACCGAUGAUAGAAUAUAGAUUAAAUAUAUACUAAGUGACAUAUAAAUCCGAACACCCAGUUUAAAUGGUUUUAUUUUAAUAAAAUUUUGUAUAAGUA